This is a messenger RNA of Anolis sagrei ordinatus, 2723 nucleotides long. The record is from RefSeq and is a predicted model, not a curated record. Lineage: Eukaryota; Metazoa; Chordata; Lepidosauria; Squamata; Anolidae.
AACUACAGGUGUCUGGCUAGAGAGGACUUCCUGCCCUGUUGUGGUUUGCAGGCAUGUGGAGUAGCGUGUCCUCCUCUUCCUGGUUGGGCUUCUUGGGGAACUCCUGCCUUUGGCUUUUCUUUCUUGGAGGUUUUUAGAGGGAAAGGAGAGAGAUCUGAGCCAGAGUUCUUGGAUUGAGAUGGAAGAAACUGGAAGGAGAAAGUUUUCCAGGUAGAAAGCUCCAUGCAGAUGUUUAGAUUGCUGCAGUAGAGUCUAGCAUUUCCCACCGUUUCAGGCUACUAUCCAAAUAUGAAAAUGGAGGCCAGAGAAGACCUUACAAGUCAUAUACCAGGGCAGGUGCCACGGGAAGUGACAGGGAGCUGCCAUGUUGGGAUGACGGAGGUAUUCCUGCCAAGGAGACCAGCAGAGGUGAAGCAGGAGCCGAACAAAGACUCGCUUCAGCAGUGGGAAACCCAAUGGCAGGAUUUCCUGAAGAGUGUGGAAGGCCCUCACCCAAACUGGGGGGCCUCUGAGUCGAGGGAAGAGCCGUGGGAUGAUGCCAAAGCCUUCCUGGCCUCCUUUGAGCAAGUGGCCCAAGCCUGCCGGUGGCCCAAGGAAGAGUGGGUGCCCCGGCUCCUGCCAGCAUUGAGCGGAGAGGCCAAGCAGGCCUUCACCAGCCUGGAGGCCAAAAGCAGGGAGGAUUAUGGGAAAGUGAAGGCCACCAUCUUGCACAGGGAUGCCAUGCGGCAGGAGGAGCUGCGACAGUGUUUCCGGCAUUUCCGCUACCAGGAGGCCGAGGGGCCGAGAGGGGCUUACGGCCAGCUUCAGGAACUGUGUUGCCGGUGGCUGAAAGCUGAAAGGCAUUCGAAGGAGCAGAUCCUGGAGCUGCUGAUCUUGGAGCAGUUCUUGGCCGUCCUGCCUCCAGAGAUAGAGGCCUGGGUCAAGGAAUGUGGUCCAGAGACUUGCUCCCAGGCGGUGGCCUUGGCCGAGGACUUCCUCCAGAAGCAGCGAGAGCAAGAGGCCAAGAGGCAGGCAAACCAGGUGCCGCUAGAGGAAGAGGAGAGAGUGGGUUCCCCUGAAGCUGUCCAAGCCCUGCCUGAGAUGGAGCAGAAGAAGCUUCGUGUGGGGACCAAAGAAGAAAAUGACGACAGUGAUGCUGGAUCCUUGGGUGAUGAAUGGAAAAGUGAGAAUGAGAGGCAAUUGGGUGAGGAUUCCUCAGAAAGGACAGAGUGUGAAGCACUGAAGGAGAAUGUUUGGAGCCAAGUUGGGCCAGCGAGCCAAGAUGAAAGCCACACGGAAGAGCUGGAAGCCAAAUCCUUCCCAUUUCUGGUGGGGGACUUCCACAAAAUCUCAGUCCAGCAGGAAAGCGAGAAAGACAAAAAAGGAAUUGCUUUCUCCAGUGUUCAUUGGAGAUUUCUCCCUGAGGAUGAAUCAAAUUCAAUGUUUGCAAAGAGCUUCAGUCAGAGUGGAGACCUGACUGAAUGUGAAAUGCUUUAUGAAGGGACUAGUUCCAACAUAGACCUGAAUCAGAGUAUUUCUGCAGAUGAGAGACAGUGUAUUAAUUCAUAUCUUGGUAAGAUGAAACAUCCAAGGAUUCAAAAAGGGGAGAAGCUGUAUAAAUGUUUGGAGUGUGGGAAAUGCUUUGGUUGUAAGACCUACCUCUCGAGACACCAGAGGAUCCACACCGGGGAGAAGCCGUUUCGGUGCUUGGAGUGUGGGAAAUGCUUUAGUCAUAGUGCCAAUCUCAGUAAACACCAGAUAAUUCACACUGCUGAGAAGCCGUAUCAGUGCUUGGAGUGUGGGAAAUGCUUUGGUCAGAGAUCCCAUCUCAAGAAACACCAGAUAAUCCACACCGCGGAGAAGCCAUAUCAGUGCUUGGAGUGUGGGAAAUGCUUUAGCCGGAGUGACUAUCUCAAGUCACAUCAGAUAAUCCACACUGGGGAGAAGCCGUAUCAGUGCUUGGAAUGUGGGAAAUCCUUUGGAACGAGCGCCAGUCUCAAGAAACACCAGAGAAUCCACACUGGGGAGAAGCCGUAUCAGUGCUCGGAGUGUGGGAAAUGCUUUGGUCGGAGUACCCAUCUAAAGAAACACCAGAGAAUCCACACUGGGGAGAAGCCGUAUCAGUGCUUGGAUUGUGGGAAAUGCUUUGGUCAGUGGGCCCAUCUCAAGAAACACCAGAGAAUCCACACUGGGGAGAAGCCAUAUCAGUGCUUGGAAUGUGGGAAAUGCUUUGCUUGGAAGGCUCAACUCUUGGCACACCAAAUCAUCCACACUGGGGAGAAGCCGUAUACCUGCUCCAAAUGUGGCAAGUGUUUCCACAACCAGUCCAGCUUUAUCAGACAUAAAAGAAUCCACACCAGAGAGAAACCGUACACCCGUUCAGAUACGGGAAAGGCUUCAUCCAAAGUAACAGCCUAACUUUACAACCGAGAACCCAUGCCAAGAGAAAGAGCUGCGCAAAACCCAGCAAUUCCUGGAUGCUGGCAUGGCUGUGUUGGUUGUUUCUCCCUACCCAACGAACAGGGUAAUGGCAUCUUUAAAAUAAAUACCCUGUAUCAGGCGUCCUCUAAGUUUUUAAGCAGAGGGCUGGUUCACGGUUCCUCAGACUGUUGGGAGGCCGCAGUACAAUUUGAAGCAAUAAUGAACCAAUUCCUAUGCACACAGCACAUAUCUUAUUUGAAUAGGAUAGUAUGACUUUAUAUUCAUUGUACACUGUACAACAAAAUUAAAUGCUUUUCGCAGCA